This is a messenger RNA of Sphenostylis stenocarpa, 2577 nucleotides long. The record is from the annotation of a GenBank genome assembly. Lineage: Eukaryota; Viridiplantae; Streptophyta; Magnoliopsida; Fabales; Fabaceae.
AUGGCUUCAUGUACCACACCUCCUUCGCUCAUGCUCGCUCACCCUCAAGACCUCUCUUCUUCUCUGCGCUUCUUCUCUCACUGUCACAGGCCAACCUUCUCUCUAUGCUCUCUCGUCUCCAAGCCCUCUUCCAACUGGGUCCAGCUCAGCUUCCGAAGAGACCCCAAAUCCAGGACCUGCCAUGCCGUCGUCGCCGCUUUGGCUGCCGAGGUUGAAGUGACCGAAACUGUCGACGACACGGCGGAUGGACUGGACGAGUCUGCCGCCACCGACACUGUCACCACCCCCAAGCCUAAGAAAGGCAAGGCUGCAUUGCCUCUCAAGAGGGAUAGGACAAGGUCUAAGAGGUUCUUGGAAAUUCAAAAAUUGAGGGAGCGUAAACAAGAGUAUGAUUUGAAGACAGCAAUAUCUUUGGUUAAAGAAACAGCUAAAACCAAGUUUGUUGAAACAGUAGAAGCCCAUUUCCGCCUCAACAUUGACCCUAAAUAUAACGAUCAACAAUUAAGAGCAACAGUAAAUCUGCCUAAGGGAACUGGAAAACCGGUUAAAGUGGCUGUUCUCACUCAAGGUGAAAAAUUCGAUGAAGCAAAAAAUGCUGGAGCUGAUUUGGUAGGUGGAGAAGACUUGAUAGAACAGAUAAAAGGAGGAUUCAUGGAGUUUGAUAAACUAAUUGCUUCUCCAGAUAUGAUGCCUAAGGUUGCUAUACUAGGGAAGAUUCUGGGACCAAGAGGACUGAUGCCAAACCCAAAAGCUGGCACUGUAACACCUAAUAUUCCUCAGGCUAUAGCAGAAUUCAAGCAGGGAAAAGUUGAAUACAGGGCAGACAAAACUGGAAUCGUGCACUUACCUUUUGGAAAAGCCGACUUUUCAGAAGAGGAUCUACUUGUAAACUUGCUUGCUGCUGUGAAAUCAGUAGAGGCAAAUAAACCUUCGGGUGCUAAAGUCGGCUGUCCCGGGUGCCAUUUAGGAGAGGUGAUAUCUGCGGGUAAAUGGUCUGCAUACAGUGUGAAGCAUGUUUAUGUUGCCAUCAAUCUUAAGUUUGGAGGUAUUGCAACAUUGCUGCAUUGCCAUGUGGGAGUUAUGGGCUGUUCUCAGGAUGGUAAUUGUUACAGGGGUACUUUGUGCUGUCAGCUAAUUCUAUUUAUCAUCUGGCUUCCUACUUUUAAAGAUGCGACAGCACAGGAAGUUCAUGCUAACCAUAGAAAAAUGUCUUCUCUGGUAGAGUUAGCUAAGGAACCUGCUUCGGGUGAAUCCGGACUCUUUGACCCCAUAGAAAUAUCACCUUCUGUAUUACCAAAAUUCCCAUACCCCACUGAGUCUUUGCCACCAAUGUACCCUACUUUCCCAACCAGAUAUGAACCAAUUUUAACUGGAAAAUGUCCUGUGAACUUUUCCCAUUCAGAUAUAUCAAACAUACUAGAUAAAACAGCAUCUGAUUGUUCUGGACCUUUGGCAGCCCUUGUAGGAAAUGUAAUAUGUUGUCCUCAGUUUAGUAGCUUGAUCCACAUCUUCCAGGGUUUCUACACCAUGAAGUCUGAUAAUUUGGUUUUACCAAAUUCAGUUGCCAAUCAUUGUUUUUCUGAUAUCAUUAGUAUUCUAGCCAGUAGAGGGGCAAAUAGUACGAUCCCCACACUAUGCUCCAUAAAAUCAUCUAAUUUUACAGGUGGGUCAUGUCCAGUGAAGGAUGAUGUUACACUUGAAAAAACAGUCAAUACAAGUAAGUUACUUGAGGCAUGCAGCACUGUUGAUCCACUUAAAGAAUGUUGCAGACCUGUUUGCCAGCCUGCGAUAAUGGAUGCAGCACUACAGAUUUCUGGAAGACAGAUGACGAGUAACAAUAAUGAAAAUAUGGCUGGAGAAGUGAAUCACACUGAUUAUCUUAAUGAUUGUAAAAGUGUGGUUUAUUCAUAUCUUUCAAAAAAGCUAUCAUUUGAGGCUGCAAAUACUGCAUUCCGAAUACUGUCUGCAUGCAAAGUCAAUAAAGUUUGUCCUUUGACUUUUACGGAGCCUGCAGAAGUAAUCAAUGCAUGUCAGAACAUAGCUGCCCCAAGUCCUUCCUGUUGUAGUUCAUUAAACACGUAUAUCGCGGGGAUACAAAAACAAAUGUUAAUUACAAAUAAACAAGCUAUAAUAUGUGCAACACUUUUUGGAUCUUUGUUGCGUGGAGGUGGAGUGAUGACAAAUAUUUAUGAGCUUUGUGAUGUUGAUUUAAAAGAUUUCAGCAUACAAGCUUAUGGACAACAAGGAUGUUUACUUCGGAGUUUGCCUGGAGAUGUGAUAUUUGACAAUUCAUCCGGCUUUAGCUUUACAUGUGAUUUGAGUGACAACAUUGCUGCGCCCUGGCCAUCAUCAUCUUCAAUUACAUCUUUGUCACUCUGUGCGCCUGAGAUGUCAUUACCAGCUCUCCCGACUUCACAAACAUUAAAAAAUAGUGGUUGUAAUUCCGGUGGAGUUGGAUUGCUUGUGGUUAUUUUUUCAUUUUUCAUCUUCAGUACGCUAAAUCCCCCUUUUCCUCCCCAUUUCCACGGACUGACUAACACUGAUUCGGAAAAAGGGAAAUGGAAAAUGCUGACUUAG